Botrytis byssoidea is the source of this 813-nucleotide messenger RNA. RefSeq lists its product as uncharacterized. The transcript is spliced from 3 exons. NCBI's taxonomy places the organism in Eukaryota, Fungi, Ascomycota, Leotiomycetes, Helotiales, Sclerotiniaceae. The coding region runs from base 1 to 813 and encodes 270 amino acids. The record is from RefSeq and is a predicted model, not a curated record.
AUGUCUUCGGCGCUCAAAAAUGUCACCGUAGUUGGGGCAGCCGGUAAGUUGGGGACCUCGAUCCUCGCUAAUUUUGACGCCGACCCCAACUUCAAUGUUUCUAUCCUCUCUCGCAAGUCGUCUAAAUCCGUCUUCCCAGCUCAUCUCGUUGUUCACCGGGUCAGUGACGAGUAUCCAGAACUUUUGGAAGCUUUGAAAGGACAAGAUGUGGUCAUUUCGACUAUAUCAAAGGCUGCUGCUGAUGUGCAGCAAAAGGCGAUUAUAGAUUCGGCUAUCAAAGCCGGUGUGAAACGUUUUGUACCAUCUGAGUUUGGAAGCGAUACAAGAAAUGAAAAGGCUAUGAAAAUCUUCCCGUUUUUUAAGCAUAAGCUGAACACGGUGGAAUAUUUGAAGAGUAAAGAAAGGGAAGGAUUGACUUGGUCUGCGUUUGUCACUGGGCCACCAUUUGAACUAUAUGUAAAGAUGCCUAUUCAACCACGACAACGGCCUCCGUUGGCACCGCUCUCAAAUACGCACUACUUUAUCCAGAAGAAACCUUUUCAUGUUUCGCAAAAUCAAAUUCUCGCUUCUCUUGAAAAGGCGACAGAUAAAAAGUGGGAUGUUGCGUAUGUUGAUGCAGAAGAGAAGAAGAAGAUUGGAAUUGAGACGAUGAAAAAGGGAGAUUUUAGUGGCGCGAUAGGGUCGAUUAGAUAUGUUAAUUCUGUGAAAGGAUAUGGUGGUGAUUAUACAGAGUAUGAGGAGAUGUCGAAUAAGUUGCUAGGGGUGCAGGGAGAAGAUUUGGAUAAGGUUGUGAGGGGAAUUGUGGAGGGUUGA